ACAUCGUUUGCUCAUGGGAGGCACUUCAUCGAAAAUAGCUUUCGAAGUUUGUGUAGUUAGCAGCGAUUAUACAGGUGAUCAGCUUGGCCCCGAUGUCAGUAUGGUGAUGUUUGAUCACCACGGAGCUCAGUCGCCAACGAUUACACUGGACAAUAUCUUCAAGGAAGAAGCAGACUAUUCACAAGUCAAGUUCACUCUCGACCUCGAACCAUGGAGUCGGUUAAAGGUACUUCUUGAUCAUGUAGUUUUUCGGCGGUUGCAUCACAUCGAAUUCUGGUGUACCACCCACACACACCCGGCACCUGCUUGGUUUUUGGAUAGAGUCAUUAUUCGAGACCGUCGUUUUGGCAUGACCGCAGAGUGGAAGUAUUUCUUCUUCCCCGUUCACCAGUGGAUCACACCGGAUCAUCAGUAUGUGGUACACGACUGUGAAUCUUGGCUUCCACAAGUUGACCCAUUUCCUGACCUUCGUGAGAUUGAACUUACUACACGAAUGCAGCUUUUCACAUUCUUCCAGCGAGCCAAGGGAUUGCCGGUCGAGGUAAUACUGAUUUUCAUUCUUCAUCCCGGUAUUCAGUUACAGGAUAUCCCAUCAAGUGAACUUUUCUUCACGGAUGCACGCUGGAACAUUGAGCCCGUGGUAUUGGAGGUUAUUCAACAUGUGGAUCUUGCCUCGGAGUACAACAGCGAAGAAUCUUGGGAUUCACUAGAUGACCUUGGGAGUUUCUAUAAGAAGCAUAACAUAACAGAACCCGUAAGCUUGCAGUUGUGGAUGAUGAAUGAUAUCUGUUUCGGUGCUCAACGGAUUCGUGGAUGCAAUCCGUUCACGAUAGAGCUGUGUCGUGAACUUCCGGAGAGUUUCGAUGCUGUUGCUACCUGGAUCAAACCGCAUUUGGAAGGUUGGACCCUGAGACAACUAGUGUCAGCCAACCGACUCUACUUAUUGGACUACCGGAUCAUGCGUGGUCUGACUUGCAAACGCGGACGCUCUUUAUGUGCUCCUUUGGCGCUUCUUUUACACACAGAAAAACGACAACUCAAGCCAAUCGCUAUCCAGCUUAACCAAGACGCGGGGGCAGCCAAUCCGAUCUUUUUGCCUACCGAUCCCACUGCGGUUUGGCUACAGGCAAAGUUAUGGGUCAACCUUGCGGAUGCAUGCCACCACAUGAUUGUCGGACGUCUGCUAACCCACAUAAUCUUAGAAUCAAUCUACGUCUCUAUGCGACGUAACCUGGCUCAGUCGCAUCCCAUAUACCAGCUGAUGGCACCUCACUUUCGGAGCAUACUUCCUGUCACAAAAAAGUUGAAAGAAUGGACUUUUGAGAAUGGAUGGAUUUCUCGCAAUAUUCAGCUGUCACACAAGGGAAUCAAACAGCUUCUCAAGCGUGGGUUUAAACGUUGGAGAUUUGAUGUUCAAGCGAACAUUUACCGGGAACUGGAGUCUAGAGGGGUGUUCAAUCCGGAAGGUCUGGGUAAUUACCCAUACCGGCACGAUGCGUUAAUUAUUCAUCGUAUUUUGGAAAAAUACGUGGCAAAGUACCUACGUUACGUAUAUGGUGGAACCGAGGACCUCCUACAGGAUGGAGAAUUACAGUUGUGGCGAAACGAAAUCGCAAGCCCAAUGGAAGAGGGUGGCUUAGGCUUACUAGGUGUUCCAGGCAGCGCUACGAAAAUGGGUGAUCCACCGGAAGAGGUCUUUGGCCUAGUCACCAUGGAUGAGACGGGGAAGUUUCUAGUGGGGAUCUUAUACCUUGCCAUUAUUGUGGCCGGAUCUGCUCUACGCCUGCCCAUGUUCGACGAAUAUGGUUUUCCAGCCCACUAUCCUCUCAGUUUGUUUGGUUCACCUCCAUCAGACCCAGGAGUUUCAGAAGCGAGUAUGAUGAGCAAUGCCCCUGGGAGUGUGGCAAGUCAUUCAACAACCAGGGGGAUGAAUGAGGUUAUCACCUCAUUGCCUAACCGUCAAAUGACAGUUGAAGUAGUCCUCUACACACGCCUGGCCAGUCGGGUUCAACAGUCAGUCCUAGGCAAGUAUGAGUCGGAUUACAUCUUCAAACCGAAGGCAGUCGCCAUACUGGAAGAGUUUCGAAAAGAUCUCGCAGAUGCAGUUUCACAAAUCGACGCUAACAAUCUUGCACGUGAUAUGCAUCAUCAGUAUCGGGCUUUGGAUCCAUCUCUUAUGCCAAAUUACCCAGGGAUUUAACAUCUCUUUUACCCGCGUCAUUCCAUUCGUUUCGUGUACAAUCAUGCUGUUAUUGACUUUUGAUUCAAUUCAGUUUUCGGUCUUAGUUGUUUUUUCAAUUAUUUCUUCUCUUUUACCGGCUUGUGCAUGGCUAAUCACUCUGUACAUUUGAUUUUGGGAGAAAACGGUAUCGCGUUCUCCUUGACCGCAAACAUAUCAUGCGAACCACCAGACAUAUCAGCUGCUCAUGGUCAUUUUAUUUUCUCCUUAUUUAACUGUUGCCUUUUUUAUACAUUUAAAGGUUCAUUUUACCUCACCUGUGCAGCGUUACUAUUUCACUUAUGUGCUUAUUCUAAUCGGAUCUUACCGUCUUCCUUCGAUUGUCUACACGUUCAACAAAUAAAUCCUUAG
Opisthorchis viverrini is the source of this 2590-nucleotide messenger RNA. RefSeq lists its product as hypothetical. Gene Ontology annotation, molecular function: protein binding; metal ion binding; oxidoreductase activity, acting on single donors with incorporation of molecular oxygen, incorporation of two atoms of oxygen. Gene Ontology annotation, biological process: lipid oxidation. The record is from RefSeq and is a predicted model, not a curated record. Lineage: Eukaryota; Metazoa; Platyhelminthes; Trematoda; Opisthorchiida; Opisthorchiidae. The transcript has 12 exons. The coding region runs from base 14 to 2200 and encodes 728 amino acids.